Molecule: messenger RNA, 2508 nt
Organism: Eremomyces bilateralis CBS 781.70
Lineage: Eukaryota; Fungi; Ascomycota; Dothideomycetes; Eremomycetales; Eremomycetaceae
Exons: 1
Coding region: 274-2331 (685 amino acids)
Source: RefSeq, a predicted model, not a curated record
ACUGUGCUCCCCCUAUCGUCGUUCGCAUUCACAUCGUCACAUGCCUUCCGAUUUAAUGCGUUGAGUGUUUCUUUCAGUUAUGCAUUUCACUGUUCAUUCAUUUUCACCUCGUUAUCAUAACGAAAAGUCCUCCAAAAACCGAAUCGAAUUCCACGACUUAAAUCGUUCCUGUUGUCUCACAACUUCUCUCAUCUCUUUUCCCCUUUUGUCUCAUGGACAUCCAACAGUACAUCUUGAAAUAGAGCCACUGACUUUUCCAAACGCAUUGGGAUCAUGGGCUGCUUCCGUGACCGGCCUGUCAAGGCGAAACCACCUUCUCAACAAGGCGAGAUCUUGAGUUCUCGAGAUACUAACAAAACCCCCGAGCCGAAUCGAAAUGAAAUCACUGACCAUCUCGAUAAGGGAGUGAAACCCUUCAUCAGGUUCUCCAAGUUCCUCUUCAAAAGUCGGAGAUUCAAGGAUAUAGGUCUCAAGUCGCAGGGACAGUCCUCCGAGCUGCCGCCUCCUGCGAUAUCGAUAUCCCAAUCUACCGAACGCAGCAUUCAAGAACUCGCAAAGACUCAGCCUUCAAAGAAUCCCAAUCAGAUCGUCCGCUCGCCUAUCCUGCGCCUACCCGUCGAACUCAUCGAUAUGAUCUGCUACUGGCUGGGACAAGACUGCGAGGAUGCGUCAAAGAGAGAGGAAAUAAGGUGUCUCCUUCUGUUCCGACCGAAGUGGACGAGGAUGAAACGUACAUCCGCUGCACACAAGGGACUGCGUUCGAUGCUGUUGGCCUGUAGCAAAUUUGCGAGGUCAGCCGAAAGAGAGCUCUAUCGUCGAAUCCCGCUCCAUGACCACAAUCCAGAUUGUAUCACUUCAAUUAUCAGAGCUCUGCUUGUCGACCCCAACAGGCGCAAGUGGGUGGAAGCGCUCACUGUGGAGGAUUGUCGAGUCGAUCCCACUCGCCCUUGCUUUCUGGAGUCUAUCAAACAUGGCUACACUGCCGACGGAGCUGCAAAUCAGGCCACCAUGUCAUUAGAAAACCCUGCAAACGCACCCCUGAACGGGUAUACCGCCACGAGGCGCCUUCAAGACCGAUCGAUCUUCAAAGGAAUUAAGCACAUUGCCAGACAGUGUCUUUCGCGAUCCUUGGGACCGGAGCAUCAGCAACAGCUUUUUGAACACUUGAGCCAAUUCAAAUUUCCGUUCUAUGCCGAAUUGAUCUCCGCAAUCAAGUUCGGCCACGAAGAAGCACAGCUGAUGGCAUUAUUGACGAUGCUGCCCAAUCUCAUGGAGUUUGGGUGGAUGCCGAACGAUUGGCUUGUCCAGACCAACGAACGGUCGUUCUGCAUGAGACUAUUUUGGGUCGCCGGCAUACGAGCAAGCGGUAUCCCUAUUCCCCUGGCGCUGCCUGUCAUCCUUCCGCGAUUGGAGAAUAUUACUCUACAGUCAAUGUUGACCAUGACCACUCAUCAAGCUGCAUUGAUGAGGAUACCUGGUCUUACACGCCUUGAGAUCCACGAUCCUGUAUUCGAAGGCUACCUCCCGCCUCACGUACACAGUGGGCAGUUGCCUCCUUGCAUGAAAGAAUCCGAACUGCCGGUUUAUUGCUCCACCACAAUUUCAUCUCCGGUCCGAGAACUUGUACUCCGGGACGUGGAAAUGACAACUCUUAGGGAUGAACAGCACGUUUGCCUCAUGCUUUUGGAAAUGCCCAAGCUCAACUCACUCCAAAUGAGCAUCAUUAAGGGCACCCAAACGAGAUAUACCAAAGGAGUGCUAAGGCUUCAUCAUCGCACCCUUGAGAGCCUAGAGUGGACUUGCAGCUUGAGGUCGGACCACUUGCCGCUCGAGGCACAGGUAUGGGCAGAUUUCUGUUGCCACCCGAGACUGAAGCACAUUACUUUGUGCGAGGGAUGCCUUCGGCGAUGGAUCAUUGAAUCCGAUAAUCCGCUUCCGUUGCAGAUACCCGGGAACCUGGAGACGAUUGACUUUCUGGUUCCCUCCGCCGCGUUCACUGUGGAUCCUAGUCUUGAACUCCCCGGGCCUUACCGUGUGCUCAACGAGCGGUGGACUCUGCCAGCACCCUGCCGUGAGCUUGCAGUUUUUCUCUGGGAUUUGCUGUGCGCCAAUGUUGAGGUCAGACAUCCCGAUGGUCGUGUCAUGGAGGACUUUACCGAUAAGUCUGGCAUGCCAAAGGACCCUUGGGGGGCAUGGAAUUGGGUCAUGCAUAAUCCUCUAUGGAAGUGCGGUUGGGCCAAGAUGGGAAUUAGCAUCUAUCUGCAGCUGAUGUUCGAGUGCAAGGAAGGGGACGGCCACUUCGUGAUGAAAGAGAGGAUGAAAAUUGCAUAAACCUAUUCGAGGUGUACGUCUGUCCGCGCCAUAGCACGAAAAUCGGGGAAAGCUGGUUCGAAUAAGCGAGUGGCCUUGCACGACGCCUGACUGUGCCUUUACCGUGAAAAGAGGCUGGCUCUUUUGCUUCACAGUGAUGUAUACUCUGUAACGCAAGAGAUAGUACGUUAAGUGGGU